AUGUCGAAAAGAACUCUCGAGCAGAUUGACCCAGAGGCCGUACCAGAACCAAGCACCAUUAAACGGAAACUUUCGCUCUCUUCGUUGAAGCCGACAGGUCCAUCUCCUGCGCGACAGCAAAUCACAGCGCCUUCCGUUCAGCUCGCCUACCCUUCCUUGCUCACUCCCGGCUCGCCUCCUCCAGCGGGACCUAGUCCUCCUUUCCAACAGCCCACACCCUUGAUAUCUUUCUCGUACAAUGACCAGCACGAACUCGAAUUUAACGACUCUGCUCUGCGAUACCUCGCACCGCCACCGCCCCGAGCCCAGUUGGGACAUGGGUACGACCGGUGGAACCGGCGUCCCGAGGCGCGGUCGCGUAUUGACGGGCUUCUGAGGGCGCUCUCCGCAGUCCAGGACAAGAAACAUCUGGCGUUAAGCUCUGGCGUCGGUGCGGUCGCGUGGCGUGGCGUGCUCACUCGGAAGAGCAUUUUGACAGCACCGUACGAGGAACGUGAGUCGGAUGGAUGGCUGAUGAAUGUCAUGUGUGUCAAUGGCGUGCUGUAUCUCGAGGAACACAGAGAUGAAGCCUGUCUCCAGGCAAAGAAUGACCUCAACCCGAGACAGCGGCGGCAGACAUACUUUGGCUAUUCGUUCGAGUCUUACUGCACAUCCUCUGCGCCUCGGAAUAGUCCCAAUCCACCGCAAGGCCCGAAUGAUCCCGUCGGCUGGGGUGGGGACGUCGACACCAAUGUGCAGUGGUGCAGCGUCGUGCGCACGAAGCUGGGGAACACAAGACUAGUCAUAGGGGGAGAAGUCGAUUGUGUUAGAGACAAGUACACGGGCAAGACGGACACAUUCGUCGAGCUCAAAACGUCGAUUUCGAUCCGGGGCGCGCAAGAUGAAGCGCGAUUCGAGAAGUAGCGCUCCCGCGAUCUUGUUCCCGUUCUCGACUGAGAUCCUUCCUCCUCAGGAAACUGCUCAAGUUCUACAUGCAAUCCUUCCUCCUGGGCGUUCCCGUACAGUGCUUUCCUCUUGAUCGUGUCUGACAUUGAAGACCCGCCAGGAAAUCCUCGUCGGGUUUCGAACUCCAUCGGGGGAAGUGCUGACCACACAGACAUUCCGGACCGUCGAGAUCCCGAGACUCGUCCGCGGCAAGCCCCACGCGUGGGAUCCCUCAGCGUGUCUCCGGUGGGGCGAUGCGGUGCUCUCGUUCCUAAAGGAGCGAUGCAUCGGAAACAAAACGGAUGUCUGGCGGGUCAGCUUCACUACGCGAUCAGGCAUCGCGCUGCGCUUGUUAGAUCAUGAGACAGACGUGGCGGAUGUGGUGGCCGGUGAGGACCGGGUCGGGUUCCUUCCACGGUGGUAUUGGGACUCGGUCGCCCAAUGAAGGCUUAGCGAUCAGUUCAAACUAAUAGACAUUGAUAUUGGUGUAAACAAAACAGACAGACCAGUCGUAAACAACGUAACGUGUGACUCGUAAGUAGUGUACUUAGAUGGAACCGGCGUUAAACAAAAAGAGAACGGAGUAUUGUGGGAGAUGGUAAGAUAGUAUGGACAGAGAAUCGACAUCCUAAGUGGAUGGCGCGAGGACUGGAUAGAGAGAGAGACGAGAGACGAUAGAAAAAGCAGCAGAAUCGACCAACACCGAGGGAGGCCCAUAACUCGUUUAUGUCGGCGCCUUCGCAUGCGGGACACAGCUGAGGAAGAUAGUACAAAAGCGCGGAUUUCGAGAUUCGCACAUUAAGAUGCCUGGAUGUGGAUGGAUGGAUGGAUGGAUGGAUGGAUGGUCGUGGGCUGGUGAUACAUGACAUGAGUCGUCCGGGAGUACAACAGAGCAGAUCAGGAAAAUAGUAAACACGCGCAGGCCGCCUCACCACAGUUCAUCCCGAACUCUGCAUCAGGUCUAUGCUCAUAUCCGGUUUCGCCGCCGCCUGCUUGCUCAUCGCAAGACGCAUCUGCUCUUCCUCAAACAGCUUGCGGCCUAUAUCGGCGCGCAGUCCCAGACUCGGCUUCUGCUGAAGAGUCUGAGGAGUGCCGCUCCGAGAUGGCGAAGGUUGCAGAAACUCGGUUAGGUUGAAAUCAACGACAGUCGACUGCGCCUGGACCGCUCUGGGGCUCGGUGCUGAGGACAAUGGCGCCGCCGACGCCGGAAAUGCAGCCGAAGGAAGUAAAUGAGACCCCGGGACAGGCCCCACCGCCGGAGUUCCUGGGCGUGAAGCCGGCGACGGCGACAUCGCUUUCGCCGGCGGAACAGGUGUCGAGGUUCUGGAACCCGCGGCAGAAGGUGUGCCGUGGACGUCACCGCCGAUACUGGACACGCUAGACACGAAGCUGUCCCCUGCGGCACCACGAGCCAGCGCAGUACCCUGUUUCUCUGGCGAUUCUAGCUUGCCUGCACUCGGGAAUAACACACGCCCCUUGGCUCUAGAGCCACCAUUCAGCGCGCGAUACGCCGCUGCAUCAUGAUCCCGGGCAUCUUUUCGAACUGGGGAAGGCGACGUUGCCAGGAAAAGCAUCAGAUCCGCAGCCUCGUUGUCUGUCGGGCCCGGCCGAGGUGUCCCAGCAUGAGACGGCGCUGCUGGUGUCUGAGACAAGGUCUGACCCGGAGGCGGUGUCCCACUGGCACGCCGGAACCUGGGCACACCCGCAGCGGAUGUCGACGCGACAUUGGUGGAUGGACUAAACGAAUCACCGCCAUCAUUCCUGGCAGAGCUCUGGGCAAACUGGGAAUAGGAGUGCAGCGAAUCAACGUCCGAAUCGUCCAUGCUUGACCGUGGGGAUGAUUGGCUGCCAAGCGAGGGCCGGUGAUUCAGUAACAGCGAGGUCAAAGUCGCAGCUGCUUUCAUGUCUACAUCGCCAUCGGCAUCGACCUCGGGCCGUCGCUGCUUGUGUUUGCCCUUGUCUUGCGCGCGCCGAGCUUUACGCUUCUCGGGUUUCUCGCCCCGGCUCCGAUCAGAGCGCGACUUGUCGUGGGAACGCGAGGCAGUCUUACUGGGGCGCGUCCUGGGCGACGCGGGUGGCCUGGCAGGUGGCGCUACUGGGGGGUCAGCCGCAUUCAGGAUCGUCCGCGCCGGCUGUGUCGGCGGCGGUGCAAGUAUGGACGUGAACAGGCUAGCAGUCAUCGGACGUGUUUCGGGACUGUUCGCCGGAUAGUAGUACGAGGGCCGACCCAUAAUUGACGUCCCCGGCACAGGCGGCUUGCGAUAGGUCGGCGCAGGCGAUGCUCCACCUUGGGUGGCAGGAUUAUUGUAGUAAUUGUUCGCACCCGGUGUGCCAUAAGCG
Messenger RNA from Mycena citricolor, 3264 nucleotides. Lineage: Eukaryota; Fungi; Basidiomycota; Agaricomycetes; Agaricales; Mycenaceae. The record is from the annotation of a GenBank genome assembly.